UGUGCACAAAAUUUCACUUCUGCAUUUUAUUUAAUUAUUUUCUGUUUGUUUCUCGGGAAGGUCGGUUUAGAAGUUGAUCCCAGUGCGGAGGCAGGGUGAUGGAAGCCGGUGGGAAGUUCAAGAAAGGCGCAGGAGGGAGGAGAGCCGGCGGUCCCAAGAAAAAACCGGUUACCCGGUCUGUGAGAGCUGGUCUGCAGUUCCCGGUCGGACGUAUCGGCCGGUACUUGAAGCAUGGCCGAUACGCUCAGCGAAUCGGAACCGGAGCUCCGGUUUAUCUGGCUGCUGUGCUCGAGUACCUUGCUGCUGAGGUUUUGGAACUGGCUGGAAAUGCUGCAAGAGACAACAAGAAGAAUCGCAUUAUCCCAAGGCAUGUGCUAUUGGCCGUGAGGAACGAUGAAGAACUCGGAAAGCUCCUGAAGGGUGUGACAAUUGCUCAUGGUGGUGUGCUUCCCAACAUCAACCCUGUGCUUCUGCCAAAGAAGCAUGAGAGGGUUGCGAAGGAGCCCAAGUCGCCCGUCAAAGCUGCCACCAAGUCCCCUAAGAAGGCAUAACUGAUCUAAUUAGCAGUGUCUAUGGUAGUACCUUUCUAUGGAGUCUCCAUGUCUGUACAUGGUUAGUAGGAUGCCUUCAUGUGUCGUUAUCUCCCUCGUUAUCCCACUAGGACUUAAGACUCUUGUAAUCUCUGUUUCAGUAUCCGCUUAGAACAUCUGUGUUUCAUAUGAAAUGAAAUUCACCCGACUUCUAAA
This is a messenger RNA of Pyrus x bretschneideri (Chinese white pear), 746 nucleotides long. RefSeq names its product probable histone H2A.2. Gene Ontology annotation, cellular component: nucleosome. The transcript has 2 exons. The record is from RefSeq and is a predicted model, not a curated record. Lineage: Eukaryota; Viridiplantae; Streptophyta; Magnoliopsida; Rosales; Rosaceae. Bases 99 to 551 code for a protein of 150 amino acids. Gene Ontology annotation, molecular function: structural constituent of chromatin; DNA binding; protein heterodimerization activity.